AUGCGUUGGGCGUCACUCUCUCUUUGUUUCUAUCUUUCUUUCUUUCUUUCUCAAUCUGUUCCUUAUCUAUUUUUCGCUCUCUCUCCUUUCUUUCUUUCUUUCUUUCUUUCUUUCUUUCUUUCUUUCUUUCUUUCUUUCUAUCUAUCUAUCUCAGUCAGUUCCUUAUCUAUAUAUCUCUCUUUCUUUCUCGGUCUCUUUCUUUAUGUCUUUCUGUUUUCUCUCUCUUUUUGUCUUCUCUCUUUCUGUCUUCUCGCUCUUUCUGUCUCUCUCUUCUUGCUAUCUGCCAUCUCUCUUUCUCUUCUUGCUAUCUGUCUCUCUCUUCUCUUGAUAUCUGCCUUCUCUUUAUCUCUCUUCUUGAUAUCUGCCUUCUCUCUUUCUUCUUGUUAUCUGCCUCCUCUCUCUCUUCAUGAUAUCUGUCUUCUAUCUCUCACUCCUUUCUGCCUCUUCUCUCUCUCCUCUUGUUAUCUGCCUUCUCUCUCUAAAUUCUUUUUAUCUCUCUUCUCUCUCUCUCUCUCUCUCUCUCUCUUUGCAAUCUGCAUUCUCUCUAUUGUUGCUAUAUGCUUUCUCUCUUUCUUCUUGCUAUCUUCUCCUCUCUCUCUCUUUCUAUAUGCUUCUUGCUUCUUGAACUGCCUUCUCUCUUUCUUCUUGCUAUCUGUCUCUCUCUCUCUUUUUGCUGUCUUCUCUCUUUUCUUCUUUUGCUAUCUGUCCUCUCUCUCUUCUUUCUAUAUGCUUCUCUCUCUCUUCUCUUCUUUCUAUCUGUCUUCCUUUCUCGCUUCUCGCUAUCUGCCUUCUCUCUCUCUUGAUACUUCUUUUUUCUCUCUCUUCUCUCUCUCUCUCUCUCUUCUCUCUCUUCUCUUUAUCAAUCUGCAUUCUCUCUUCUUGUUUCUAUUUCUUCUGCCUUCUCUCUUUCUUCUUGCUAUCUGUCUCCUCUCUCUUCUUGCUGGCUUCUCUCUUUCUUCUUCCUAUCUUCUCCUCUCUCUCUCACUUCUUGCUCAGUGCCUUCUCUCUUUCUUCUUGCUAUCUGUCUCCUCUCUCUUCUUGCUGUCUUCUCUCUUUCUUCUUCCUAUCUGGCCUCACUCACUCUCUUCAUGCUAUAUGCCUUCUCUCUCUCUCUCUCUUCUUGAUAUCUGUCUUCCCUCUUUCGCUUCUCGCUAUCUGCCUUCUCUCUCUCUUCUUGAUAUCUGCUUUCUAUCUCUCACUCCUUGCUGCCUCCUCUCUCUCUCUCUUCUUGCUAUCAGUCUUCUCCCUGUAUUCUUGCUGUCUACUCUCUCUCCCUCUUCUUGCUAUCUGUCUCCUCUCUCUCUCUUUCUUCUUGCUAUCAGGCUUCUGUCUUUCUUCUUGCAAUCUCUCUUUCCUAUCUCUUCUUGCUAUCUGUUUUCUCUCUCUAUUCUUGCUAAAAUUUAUCUUUUCUCUCUCUCUCCUUUUGAUUUCUCACUAUUUUUGCUCUUACUUUCUCUCUCUCUCUCUCUCUCUCUCUCUCUCUUUGCUAUCUAUCUAUGUAUCUAUCUAUCUAUCUAUCUCUUCUCACUCUCUUCUUGUUAUUUCUGUUCUUACUCUUUUACGACUCUCUUUUCUCUCUUCUUGCUCUCUCUCUCCCUCCCCUCUAUUUAUCUAUCUAUCUACUCUUGCUUUCUCUCUCUUCUUGCUGUGUUGAUAUGCCACGAAACAAAAUCACCCAACCAAUCAUAUGUCUACUCCUCCUUGUUCUUUCUAUCUAUCUAUCUAUCUAUCUAUCUAGUUUAG
This is a messenger RNA of Acanthosepion pharaonis, 1743 nucleotides long. NCBI's taxonomy places the organism in Eukaryota, Metazoa, Mollusca, Cephalopoda, Sepiida, Sepiidae. The record is from the annotation of a GenBank genome assembly.